AUGUCGUUCGAUCUAGAGUCUGGCCGUGGGGGCUAUACCGAUGACCCGGCCUUCCAAGAACUACAGUACGACCUCAAGAGCAAAUUACAGACCCUUCUGAGCAGCAAUCGGAAACUCGCCAACGAUGUCAACGUGCUGGGCACUAGGAAGGAUACCCCGCGCCUGCGGGAGCGAGUUCACAACAGCAUGGAUAAGACGAGGGAUAUGUGCAGAGAGAUUGGCGAUGGUGUCAAGCGGCUUCAAACAUGGGAGGACUUGACCAAACAACAAAAGUAUGAACAAACAAAGGUUUCGAGCGACUUUCAGGCUGCUCUUCAGGAAUUCCAGAGCCUUCAGCGACGAGCCCUCGAAAAAGAGCGCGCAUCAAUUACCGCCGCUCGUGCGGCACAGGAAGGCGAGUCGGCCGAGGGCGCUUCAUCCGAAACCCAAUUAGAGCAACUCCAGCAACAAGAACAGCGCGUUGUACUCGCGCCUCAGGACGAGGUCGACUUCCAGGAAGCUCUCAUCAUUGAGCGCGAGGAAGAGAUCCGCAACAUUGAGCAGGGUGUCGGCGACCUUAACGUCCUCUUCCGACAAGUAGCGCAAAUUGUGAACGAGCAGGGGGAGCAGCUGGGCUCGAUCGCUGACAGAGUGGAAGAUGUCAGAGAAGACACGCGCCAGGCUGACGUCGAAAAUCGACAGGCCGCGCGGUACCAGAAGGCAGCUCGCAACAAGAGCUGCUGCCUAUUGUUAAUCCUCGCUGUCAUUCUGACCAUUGUUAUCCUUGCUAUUGUCCUUGACUAG
Messenger RNA from Fusarium pseudograminearum CS3096, 783 nucleotides. RefSeq lists its product as uncharacterized. Gene Ontology annotation, molecular function: SNAP receptor activity; SNARE binding. Bases 1 to 783 code for a protein of 260 amino acids. Gene Ontology annotation, biological process: Golgi to vacuole transport; intracellular protein transport; vesicle fusion. The transcript is spliced from 2 exons. Gene Ontology annotation, cellular component: membrane; endomembrane system; SNARE complex. The record is from RefSeq and is a predicted model, not a curated record. Lineage: Eukaryota; Fungi; Ascomycota; Sordariomycetes; Hypocreales; Nectriaceae.